CACCAAUGGGCUUCAAUACCGCCGGUAAGGCCUUACAACAUCCCCGUUCGACUCCUCUUCACAUGGACACAGAGGUUGUACGGCAUCUCAUAAUGACUCGCUGCCUUACGCACUUUGGUGUACGAUAUACGACUAGUGCAUUCUGACUGGCUCUUUGAUGGCUCCAUACAACAAGCUUGAGGCUUAGAGACAGGCAGGACAGGACCGUUUGACGUACUAAAAUCUGCUGUCAGAUUUCCCUUUCGCAAUGCGGCCCGAUGCAGCCUUGAACGCAAUGAAGCCGGCGACUAUUCGACCCAACGGCGCGCGUACGGGUGGAAAUCUCACCGAGAUGAGUUAUCGCAUCGAGUUGAAGCUCCCCGCGUACUGCGUUUUCACUAGGGAUUCUCUUAUUCAUACAUGUAUAAAUCACUGGGUGCUGCCGCUGAUCUUGAUGCCGUCCUUCACUCUGCAUUUGAAGUAACGAUUCGAGUAUCUAUUUACUCACACCGAGGAUCUCUUGAAAGAGACACAGUAUCUGCGAUCAUGACACUGUCAGCGGACUCUGUAGCUCAGGCUACCGAAGCAGCGGCCAACAAUGGUGUCAGCGACGGCAACAAGAAGCGUCCUUACCUUCUCUUCUGCGCGGCGCCAGCAACAGGACACACAUAUCCCCUCCUCCAGGUCGCUGAUGAGAUGAUUCAACGCGGCUUCGAAGGCACAUUCAUCGCCGGCGAAGAAUUCCACCCUCAAGUCAAGCGCAUCGGUGCCCAGCAUGUUAGCAUUCCGCCCAUGUUGAACCCCGAGCAGCAAGCCAUUCGCGAAAAAGUUCCUGUUGGCAUACCCCGCCUCAUGUUCGACCUAAGCAAUGUCUUCAUUAGGGCUGUGACGCCUCACUUCCAUGUCGUGAUGGAAACCCUCGAGAAGAUCCGUGUCGAGCAUCCCGACAAGCAAGUCGUUAUUGUCCACGAGACGUUCUACAUGGGUCUUGCCCCUAUGAUGUACGGCACGCCUCUACCCAAGGGCUACACCACGAGACCGCCCGUCGUCGACAUCAACAUUAUCCCCAUCGUGACCACGAGCAUUGAUACCGCGCCGUUCGGACCUGGUCUGCCUCCCGACUCGACCGAAUCCGGCCGCGGGCGGAACAAGCUCCUCAAUGAAAUGUUCUUCAGCCCAAUGGGCCCCUUUGGUGCGGCAGCAAAGGAGUACAACGACGUUGUCAAGGCGCUCGGCGGUACGCGCGAGCUGCCGCCAGCCUUGUUCGAAUCAUGGCAAACUAGUUACGACGUUACCCUGCAAAUGUGCUCGCCCAGCCUCGAGUACCCCAGAUCGGAUCUCCCCGACGCCAUCAAGUACGCGGGAUGUUUGCCGCCCAAGCCCAUCGACCCGAACUACAAGUACCCAGAAUGGUGGGGUGAAAUCACGGCCGGAAAUAAGAAGGUUGUGGGAGUUGCUCAGGGUACCAUCGCUAUCGAUUACACGGAUCUCAUCAUCCCCACGAUACAAGGUCUGGCUCACCGUGACGAUAUCAUUCUCGUUGCCAUCUUGGGUGUCAAGGGCGCGACACUUCCCGAGGAGCUCACGAUUCCGGCCAAUACCAAGGUCAUCGACUUCCUCUCGUACGACGCCCUACUCAAACACGCAGAUGUCUGGGUCCUAAAUGCUGGCUAUGGAGGCUUCCUGCACGGGAUAGUGAAUGGGGUACCUAUGGUGCUCGGAGGCGAUACAGAAGACAAGCCGGAGAUCGCUAUGCGUGGGCAAUGGACGGGUGUAGCUGUUAAUCUCAAGACUGGUCGCCCGACGUCGCAACAAGUUGCAGAAGGAGUAGAGGAGGUGCUUGCUAACGACAAGUACAAGAAGCGGGUGUUGGAGAUCAAGAAGGAGAACGAGGAUAUGAAAGCCCUGGACUUUAUAGAGAAGCACAUCUGGGAGUACGCAGACUCGGCAUGAAGGAUGGCAUGUCAUGUUUCAAGCGAGUUCAGUAAGCCAUGUGGGUGACACAAUGCAGUGUUUCGCCGCCCAAUACCUCAGUUCUGUUCCGACUAUCACUACUGCUGCUGCUGCUGCCGCUGCUAUUUUUGACACUAUCGUUACCGCUCCUACUCUCUGUAUUCUACAUAUUCCUGGGAGAAUACGCUUUAGAAAGUGUAGCAAGUUAUUCAUGAUCCCAUUAUGGGUUAUGAGAAGGGGACGGCGAGGAUGAUGGUGCUACCGACGCGUGCAAUGCGGCCCUGUCGGCGGACUAUGCGGGCAACGACGUUGAAAUGGCAGGCUGAACGGUCAUAAAUUGUAUUUUACCUUUUCAGCCCAGAAGAAGUCAAUCGAAGGCCAAGAUUUGAGCACUCGUUGUGCUCCUCUCC
Molecule: messenger RNA, 2342 nt
Organism: Colletotrichum acutatum
Lineage: Eukaryota; Fungi; Ascomycota; Sordariomycetes; Glomerellales; Glomerellaceae
Exons: 1
Coding region: 400-1932 (510 amino acids)
Molecular function (GO): UDP-glycosyltransferase activity
Source: RefSeq, a predicted model, not a curated record